Messenger RNA from Drosophila obscura, 1270 nucleotides. RefSeq names its product cyclin-dependent kinase 2 (gene Cdk2). Gene Ontology annotation, cellular component: nucleus; cyclin-dependent protein kinase holoenzyme complex; cytoplasm. Gene Ontology annotation, molecular function: cyclin binding; ATP binding; cyclin-dependent protein serine/threonine kinase activity. Gene Ontology annotation, biological process: regulation of G2/M transition of mitotic cell cycle; G1/S transition of mitotic cell cycle; signal transduction. The transcript has 6 exons. NCBI's taxonomy places the organism in Eukaryota, Metazoa, Arthropoda, Insecta, Diptera, Drosophilidae. Bases 119 to 1063 code for a protein of 314 amino acids. The record is from RefSeq and is a predicted model, not a curated record.
GCCCUCGAUGGUCAACUGAUGCCAGGUUUCCCUCCAUUUUUUGUCUGAUUUUUUUUUUAUUGUAUUAUCAAUUAUCAAUAAAGGCAUUAUUUGCAUCGCGAAUGACUAGUUUAACCCGAUGACAACCGUUUUAGAUAACUUCCUACGAGCUGAGAAAAUCGGCGAGGGCACAUACGGCAUUGUGUACAAGGCGCACAGCAAUUUAACUGGUCAGGAUGUGGCGCUCAAAAAAAUCCGCCUGGAAGGUGAGGCUGAAGGCGUCCCUUCCACAGCGAUACGAGAGAUAUCCCUGCUGAAGAACCUGAAGCACCAGAAUGUGGUGCAGCUGUUUGACGUGGUUAUUUCUGGUAAUAAUCUAUACAUGAUAUUCGAGUACCUCAACAUGGACCUGAAGAAACUAAUGGACAAGAAGAAGGAUGUCUUUACACCGAAGUUGAUCAAAAGCUAUAUGCACCAGAUACUCGACGCCCUCUGCUUUUGUCACACCAAUCGCAUACUGCAUCGCGAUCUCAAGCCCCAGAAUCUACUCGUAGACACGGCGGGCAGAAUAAAGUUGGCAGAUUUUGGGCUGGCACGCGCCUUCAAUGUACCCAUGCGACCGUAUACCCACGAGGUGGUCACGCUGUGGUACCGAGCACCGGAGAUAUUGCUGGGAACCAAGUUCUACUCAACUGGAGUGGACAUCUGGAGCCUGGGCUGCAUUUUCUCCGAGAUGAUUAUGCGACGCUCAUUAUUUCCCGGGGACAGCGAGAUCGAUCAGCUGUAUCGUAUCUUUCGCACUUUGAGCACGCCCGACGAGACCACCUGGCCGGGUGUGACGCAGCUGCCGGACUUUAAGCCCAAGUUCCCCAAAUGGGAAGCGACCAAUGUGCCCGCACCCAUUCGCGAGCACGAGGCCAACGAUCUGAUAAUGUCGAUGCUGUGCUAUGACCCCAACAUACGCAUCUCCGCCAAGGACGCGCUUCAGCAUGCCUAUUUUCAGAAUGUGGAACAUGUGGAUCAUGUUGCGCUGCCAGUGGAUCCCAAUGCUGGCAGUGCAUCUCGUCUCAUGAAGCUCGUCUAAUUGUCACCAACCCCGGAUGAACCCUAGCUAAUUUCUUGUGAUCUGUUAGUAUAGUAAGUCCAACCGACUACCUCACCGCCACUUAUCCAUUAAUAUACAACUAGUGAAAUUACAUGUGAGUGUUGUCUUCCUUACAGCUGCCACCAUCAUAUCAUCCAUUCUUAACACACACAACAAAUCCGCUAAAUACACGUUCAUGCCCAUCAA